CCUCCGCUCCGACGUCAGGCUGGGAGCGGGAGGCAGCGCCCAGCGCCGCCGUUGCCAGAGACUCGGCGGCCGCCGGACGGGGCGGACGUCGGGGCGGCGACUCCCGGAGCGGCGGGGGGUGGGGAGGAGGCGCUAUGGCCGACGUGUUCCCGGGCUCCGAGCCCGGCGCCGACCCGGAGGCGGCGCGGCGCUUCGCUCGCAAGGGCGCCCUGAGGCAGAAGAACGUGCACGAGGUGAAGGAGCACAAAUUCAUCGCGCGCUUCUUCAAGCAGCCCACCUUCUGCAGCCACUGCACCGACUUCAUCUGGGGAUUUGGGAAGCAAGGAUUCCAGUGCCAAGUUUGCUGUUUUGUGGUUCAUAAGAGGUGCCAUGAGUUCGUUACCUUCUCCUGUCCUGGGGCUGACAAGGGACCCGACACUGAUGAUCCCAGAAGCAAGCACAAGUUCAAAAUCCACACCUAUGGGAGCCCCACGUUCUGUGACCACUGCGGGUCUCUGCUCUACGGGCUCCUGCACCAGGGCAUGAAAUGCGACACCUGUGAUAUGAAUGUUCACAAGCAAUGUGUGAUCAACGUCCCGAGCCUCUGUGGCAUGGACCACACAGAGAAGAGAGGAAGGAUUUAUCUGAAAGCUGAAGUCACUGGUGACAAACUGGAAGUUACAGUGAGAGAAGCAAAAAACCUCAUUCCCAUGGAUCCGAAUGGACUUUCAGAUCCUUAUGUCAAACUGAAGCUCAUCCCAGAUCCUAAGAAUGAAAGUAAACAGAAAACAAAAACCAUCCGUUCUACCCUGAAUCCCGACUGGAAUGAGUCAUUCACGUUUAAAUUAAAACCCACGGACAAGGAUCGCCGGUUAUCCGUAGAGGUCUGGGACUGGGAUCGAACAACCAGGAAUGAUUUCAUGGGGUCUCUCUCUUUUGGGGUGUCAGAGCUUAUGAAAAUGCCAGCCAGUGGAUGGUACAAGCUGCUGAACCAAGAAGAGGGUGAAUACUACAACGUUCCAAUUCCAGAUGCUGAUGAGGAUGGAAAUGCAGAGCUCCGACAGAAGUUUGAGAAAGCCAAACUUGGGCCAGCUGGUAACAAAGUCAUUACUUCAACAGAAGACAAGAACUCAAGUGUGCCAUCCAACAAUCUGGACAGGGUGAAGCUGACAGAUUUCAACUUUCUCAUGGUUCUUGGAAAGGGGAGCUUUGGCAAGGUGAUGCUGGCAGACAGGAAGGGCACGGAGGAGCUCUAUGCCAUCAAAAUCCUCAAGAAGGACGUGGUGAUCCAGGACGAUGACGUGGAGUGCACCAUGGUUGAAAAACGAGUGCUGGCACUGCAGGAUAAGCCCCCGUUCCUGACACAGCUCCACUCUUGUUUCCAGACAGUUGACCGGCUGUAUUUUGUGAUGGAAUAUGUCAAUGGUGGGGAUCUCAUGUAUCACAUCCAGCAAGUAGGAAAAUUUAAGGAGCCUCAAGCAGUGUUCUAUGCAGCUGAGAUCUCAAUUGGGUUAUUCUUUCUCCAUAACAGAGGGAUUAUUUAUAGAGAUCUGAAGUUAGACAAUGUGAUGUUGGAUUCAGAAGGACACAUUAAAAUUGCUGAUUUUGGAAUGUGCAAGGAGCACAUGUUGGAUGGGGUAACAACCAGGACCUUCUGUGGCACUCCAGACUACAUCGCACCAGAGAUUAUUGCUUACCAGCCCUAUGGGAAGUCUGUGGAUUGGUGGGCAUACGGUGUGCUGCUCUAUGAGAUGUUGGCUGGCCAGCCUCCAUUUGAUGGGGAAGACGAAGACGAACUCUUCCAGUCCAUCAUGGAGCACAAUGUUUCCUACCCAAAAUCUCUGUCCAAAGAAGCUGUCUCCAUCUGCAAGGGGCUGAUGACUAAACAUCCAGCAAAACGCCUUGGCUGUGGCCUGGAAGGUGAGAGAGACAUCAGGGAACACGCUUUCUUCAGGAGGAUCGACUGGGAAAAAUUGGAGAACAGAGAGAUUCAGCCACCUUUCAAACCUAAAGUGUGCGGCAAAGGGGCCGAAAACUUCGAUAAGUUCUUCACACGAGGACAGCCGGUGCUGACGCCUCCGGAUCAGCUGGUCAUUGCCAACAUAGACCAAACAGAUUUUGAAGGGUUCUCUUACGUCAACCCCCAGUUCGUGCACCCCCUUGUAGAAAAUGUAGCAUGAAACAGCAGAACGAAUCCCGCCACAGGGAACAGCUGUAACCCUACAAUUUGCAGGCCUUCGCCUUGUUGAUUCCAUUUGGGCCUGGAAAUUGUAGGGUUAGAGGGUGUGAAGAUGAGGGAAGGGCCACUUAGUCAGGAUUUGGGCUUUGCAGCAGUGAUGUUGUCUUAACAGGACAUAGAUUAGUUACGGUGCCCACUUUUUCUUCUAGGAGUCGCCACCGACUCGUUGAAAGUCACUUGUUCAAAGUUGCCCAUGUUUUGGUACGUUCUAUAUUUUGUAACUUCCCACUGUCCUUUUGCUCCCCUUUCCACCCUGUUGUGUUGGAAAAACACCUGACACGUGGUCUGGAGGAGAAACCACCUCGGGUAUUUAUUCCUUGGGGGUGGGAGCGUCCUCCCCGCGCUCCCGGAGGCUCCAGGGGCAGAUCCAGAGACUGAGCAGGGUCAGCCCCAGGGGGGAGAGGAAUUGCAAAAACAUUGCUGAAAGCAAAAUAUAGCAAGGAAAAAAAAAAAGCUGGGGAUGGGUGGGAAGGGGAUGAAAUCAAAUUAGAGCCUGAGGCUUGGAGAACCCAUCCUGUAAGAUCUGAAUAAAAGCGCUCGGGUGGUGGCCACACCUCUAGGAUUUGUGCUGAGAGUAGCAUGUGAUAAACUCAAGGGUGAAAUUUUGUCUUUAAUAAUAAUAAUAAUAAUAAUAGUAAUGAUAAUAGUAAUAAUUUUAAUAAUAUUUUUGUGAAUUUUUAAUCUCCAUGAGAUUAUUCUGUGAUCCAGGGUGCCAUUGUCUGUUCAGUUGGUUUAAUUUACACCGCUCCUCAAGUUUACUGUUAACUGGUUCUAAUACCAAUAUUUUACUAUGAAAUUUAUUAACCUGGAAUAUAAAAACUGUAAUUCCUUAAAUCUUAUUUAUGUGUGUUUAUUUAUAGUCUGCAGUGUAGAGCAGUAAAUUGAAGAAAGCAUUAUUAUACUAAAUUAACAAAAAAAAUGUAGCCCCGAGUGACUUCCUGAUUUCUCCAGAAUAACUCAUGAAAAUCAAGUGAGAUUUAGUCUUAAAUAAUCAGUUUUAAUUCAGAAAACUUUGGGCUGUAGAAUAAUCAAGCCUGAAAGAAGCAGCACCUAAAACUUGUUUUAUUGGUAGAAUGGAAUUUAAUACGUUUUACAUAUGCUUCAUGCAAUGAAUUUUGCAUGUUUAGUAAUAACUCUUAAUAAUAAGGGUUAAUAAUAAGCAGAUCUAUAUUAUUGACAUAAUCGUAUCAAGCAUAAAGAGUAUUAUAAAAAUUUUAUAAAACAACUUGUGCUUUAUUUGUGAAAGUUCCUGUUCUGAAUGACACCAUUUAGAUUUAGCUAAAUGUUUUCUUGCUAUUGUUUUGAUUUUUACUUUAGGUUUUGAAUAUUGUUACUGGCUUAGGGUAUAAUCUCUUUUUUUUAAAGUAGAUAUACUUUUAAAUAAUAAUCGCUACCUGCAGGUUUUAUACGAGGUUCAAUUAGGCUUUCAUUUCACAUCUGCUUAUUACUUGCAGAGAAGGAAAUAGACUUUAUUUGCAAUGAUGAACACUGUAAUUAAUGCAGUCUUCUCCUCUCCUAUCUCUUAGAUUAAAAUUUUUGAUAUUUCCUCUUACAAUUUACCAGAAGAUAUUAACUCAAAUAUCAGUAAAUAAUGUUUUGUGCAUAUUUUGGGUUUGUUACAGCAUGUAAAAUAGUAGUUGGUGCAUUUCCCUUUUUUUUCCCCUCCUGCCUUGAUCCCAUUAGCAGCCACAGGCACUUUUUGUCUGUCAGAUGUGCAUGAUGAUGCCAGAAGCAUGAUAUCUCUGUUGCUGCAUGCAGACUGAUUACAGUUUUUCCAGCAUGUAAACAUAUUCAAAAAGUAAGAUAUUUGCCAUAAAAUACUUCAAUUUAUACUAGAACAUGUAAUGGGGUGGGGUGGGGAGGGGAAACCUACUUUUUAAUCAUCUUUUAUGACAAUAAAACAUGGAACCUGUGCCAAAGAUUCUGUCAGAAAGAUCCAAUCCUGCCAGGUGGGAGCCAGAGGGGUGGGCUGGGGGAGUUGGGCACUUCUUGAAGGAAGCAGGGUUGGGUGUGAAGGGCAACUGGGUUGAGCUUCUGCACCUGCAGGACCCUUGGAAAAUGUGAUUCAGGGCCAGGGUGUGCAAUUUCCACACUGCAGGAGUCCAAGUGUUGCCCUGUCUGUCCUUUUGUGCCCCCAGCUCCCUCGAGGAGCAUCUUGGAGUGAUCAAGCCCUGACAUUCCAAGGUUCCAGCUGACAGGAGCUCACGUGGUUGCCUAGACAAACAGCACUCCAAACUUCUCAAACGUUUUAGGAGUAAAAUUUUUAAACUGUUCUGUGUCAAGACUGGGAGUUCAUUUUCUCCUUUGUAUAUUAUGUACUUCAGUAGUAUUCACCAUAAAGUAUGUGGCCUACUGCAGCAUUCAUGACUUUUUUUCUUCUUUUUGUUCUGAUUAUUAUUAGCCUGACAGUGUUUAGUAGAACCUGGGUAGAAAUCAUUCUGUAGAAGAUAAUAGAUUGAAUUAAUAUAAUGGAUUACUGAGCCUCAGAUUUUAAUAAAGAAGGGGCUCUCAUCUAUGCCAGUCUGCCAAGAGAUGCCAUUGAGCUUGUUUAAAAAUGUGAAGAAGACACUUUAGAGAAAGGAAAAUACUGGGAGAAAUAUCAGGUUUGGGAAGUAAGCAAAGCACAACAGGGGCAGAACUGAACCAAGCCAGAAACCCUGGGUGGACGCUCCCACAGUUCUGUUUUCCUGAUGAAAUCUGAAUUUUCCAAGGAAGUCCCAUUGCUGGCACAGCAGUGACAGUGGGUGCUGUUCACACCAGGACAGAGCAUCACAGGGCUGCUCUGGCACUGGGACAGGGCUGCUCUGGCACUGGGACAGGGGACAGACCUGCUCAUUUUCUGGCUGCUUCUCAUACCCAGUUUCUUCAGCCCUUAUGUUUGUCUCCCAGUUUUUCUGACGUAGAAGCAGAAAUUCCUCUCUAACGUCGUUACCUCAGGUCCCCAGGCUGGUGACACAUGUGAAACCUCUUCUGGAGGUUCUGUAACACUUAGGAAAGCUACUGUGAACUCCUGGAUCCUGCAGGAGCGAGGCGGGGUUGGAUAAAGCAGGGAUCAGUUGUGUUACCCUCACUGCCCCUUCCUGAUGCCCUCACAUGCUCUGACCUUCCCCAAGAACUCCCACUGGCUGCUCAGAAUCCAGAAACUUAAAAUGGCAAGGAAAACCUGAAGAAUCCAGCCAGAAUUUUCGUAUCUUUUUAGACACAGAUGUUAUUUAUAUAAUAUUUUUCACAAGAUUUGGGUUUCUAGAGAACAUGUAUCAACAGAAGGAGAGGCAUUAGAGCUGCUUCUCCUUCACUUGUGUUCGAUAGCAAAUGUAAUCCCAACACCCACGUUGCCACCAAGAUUCCCAAAAGGCAAAUUGAAAAUUGUACUGUUUAAACCUGGGGUGGAAGUUUGGGGAACUGUGAUUGAAAAUUGUCCUGCACUGAAGCUGGGGUGGAAUUUUGGGAGCUGUGUUUCCAUCCCUGUGCUCUGGUCCCAGAUGGUUCCAGGGCAGCCCCAUUCCUGCAGGGAGAGGCACAAAUCUGCCCUGUGAAAUUUCAAAGGGGUUUUCAGGGAUCAGAUGGGACUUAACUGGCUCCUAGGCAAAUUUUGUCAUUAUUCAGGCAUCUGGAUGUUUUUAUGCACCUUUGAGUGACCAGAGCAGGGUGUGGGACUCCAGGACAACCAUUUCACCCACAGGCUCGGUGCUCUGAGCAAGGUUGCCACAUAUGUGAGGAGGAGAGAGCACAUUCCCAUGAUAAAAUACUCCUUCUUAAUCCAGUCUGCAGGGGAAAUGCAAUUUAGCUUUCUGAUUCUUCAUUCUUUCGGAAAUACAAUUGAAUUUCCCUUUGCAAACUGAAGAAAGUUCUUCUGGAAAUCAGCAGGUGGUUUAAAAAAACCUCAUCACGUCUGAAUGCUGCUGGCCUUUGAAAUCCAUCCUGUCUUUUGGGGUGAAUCCAAUUCAGUAAUGCUGGGCUUCUAUAGAAUUAAUAAGCUCGAGCAAGAGAGGAACUUGUCUUCUAGCUGGAAGGAUGACAUGUCCAAGGAUGGAGUGGUACCAGUUGAAAAGUGUUUUCUGAGCUGGUGCUCAGUUAAAUGCCAUAGGAGACACAUGCAGUGAGCAGGGAUCCUCCUUAGCAAAGCAUAGCAUUGGAAAUAAUUAAUAAUAAUAAUAAUAAUAGUCCAGUAAUAAAGCUUCAAUACCAGUAGAAAGCAUAUUUACAGUAUAUCAAGUUUACAGUAGGCUUUUGGACCUGCCAGGAAACUUCUGGAAAUAUUUAAUGUGAUUUUCAGUUCUUUUAGCCAUUAGCAUAAGUUAUUGUGCAUAGGGGUUUUUGUCUCUUUGCAAACGUGGGUGUGGGCUGUGUUUGAUGUGUCCCCUCUAGGUGGGCACCGAGCUGCCAAGUAGUCAAAAAGAUAAACUAAAAGCACUUUUUUCCCUCGGCCCUGCACUCGUAGAUGGGAUCUGAAAUAGCUGAGUUGCAGAAACAAGAUUUCACUCCAUAACCAUGCCUGAUUCCCUCACUGUGCCAGGAACAAUUGGGAAUUAAAUAGCCUUACAAUGAGUGAUCUUCAUGCACUACAGCCCUCCUGGUGCCAGGAAAACCUUCAGAGGGAGAGGGCCCUUGUUAACCUCUGCCUCACUCACCUCACCUGCACAAAGGGGUGAUGACACUGACCCCACAGGGAGGGACUUCUUAGGCAACGUUUCUAAUUCACUUUUAAUCUGAAAAGAGUUGUGUAAGUAUUAUUAUAAUUUUUAAUAUUAAAUCAGCUUCUUGGAUUCACAUGGUACUGCUGGCUAUACCAUGCUGUUUCUACUUUUUUAUAGAACUUUAGUAACUCUGCUGAAACCGUUUGAAGAGAAAUAAAACCAGAUCUGAUAACGUUUCUUACAGAAUCUGGAGUGCAGCUUUUGUACCUGGAGUCAGGCUGUGGCAGGGAGUGAUGCUUGCUGAUUGUGUAGGUCAGCUGCACUUACCUCUUUCCCAGCUACUGAGAUUUUUAUGUGCAAUUUAAAAAAUUCCACGUCGAUGGAAGUCUUAGCAGAGCUGAUUCUUGGAGGGGGAGAUUCCCUUUGGAUAAAUAAAGUCAGCACAGCUGUUUUCUAGAACCAUUUUUACUGACUCCUGCUGAAGGAGGAGCUCUGUUCUUUGUGCAGCUGGUCCGUCCAUGAAAGGUCGAUAUUUUCUGUUGAUGUUUUAAUGUAUUUCUGUGUUGUAAAUGUGUCUUUGUGCUUUUAUUUUUCCCUUGCCUGUGACACUGUAGUUCAGAUUUAAAAGAAAACUGCUCCAGAAACUGGUUUUUUUUCUUCCACUGAUGUCAGUUGACCUAAAUAAAUAAAUUAAGUCUGUUAAUGAUUUGAAACAGUGCAGGAUGAGUAGCAACAACCUCGACACUCAGCUGCUGUAGAAGCUCAUUUCUCACUCUGGUUACAUUGGACACUCUGCAGCUGAUGUUUUCAUUAGUUUCAUAAUUAUUAAUGACAGGAACGUUUUAAUAGAAGGAAAAAACAUCAUUUAAAGGAAAAUUAUGUUCAUGGUCUUUACAAACAUUUUCCUGAGAACGAUUUGAAUUUCUUUUCUUUCUCUCUGAAGCCCUUGAGGUGACAGAGCCAAGGGCUGCAUCCUUGCAGAGCUCCAUACACUCCUGGCUUGGCUUCCAAGGCACCCAGGGCACCACAGAGCUCCCUGGGUGCUGAGAGCCCCAGUUCACUGAAAAUAUUAAUUAUAUUAUGUGUUUGUACCCACUGUUGGCCUUGGAGUAUAAAAACAAUGUUCUUGCAGGAGUCAUAAAAAUUUAAUCUAUGGCUCGUUCCCCAAACCUUUCAUUUGUUCUCUCCCAUGUUAUCAAAAUGAAUGUUAAAAAAAGAAUUUCAACAAAAUGAAGCUUGUUGGCUCUUUUUAAAGUGUGAAUUUCCCAAUACUCUCUGGUUUUGCACAAAAAUACAGAGAACACCUGAAACUUCUCAGGUGACUGUAUGCUACUUCAAUUUUUUUUUAAACAUGGAGUAAUGCCACCUUGAACUCAUUAAUAUUUUUAAUAUUAAGACUCAAAUGUUGUUUUUAUAUGGAGGAGAACGUUGUUUAUUUUCAUAUUUUAUCUGCAAGAUGCCACCAGAAAAUUUGGAGAGGCCAUUCAUUUUUCAAAAUAUUUAAAAUAGAAACAACAUUGGAAGUGUAGUGGGCAAGACUAAUGUACAAACUACAGCAUCUUUUUGUUUGUUUGUUUCAUAAUUUGCAGUAUCUUCAAUCUUUGUUUGCAUGGAAUGCUUUUGUUAAGUAUUAAUUGUAGUUUCAAAGCAAGUGUGUAUGAAUAAAAAUACUGAUCAUUA
Messenger RNA from Prinia subflava (tawny-flanked prinia), 8535 nucleotides. It is a transcript of the gene PRKCA, whose product is annotated as protein kinase C alpha. Lineage: Eukaryota; Metazoa; Chordata; Aves; Passeriformes; Cisticolidae. The transcript has 17 exons. The record is from RefSeq and is a predicted model, not a curated record. Gene Ontology annotation, molecular function: diacylglycerol-dependent serine/threonine kinase activity; ATP binding; zinc ion binding. Gene Ontology annotation, biological process: intracellular signal transduction; peptidyl-serine phosphorylation. Bases 135 to 2159 code for a protein of 674 amino acids.